Molecule: messenger RNA, 213 nt
Organism: Melampsora larici-populina 98AG31
Lineage: Eukaryota; Fungi; Basidiomycota; Pucciniomycetes; Pucciniales; Melampsoraceae
Exons: 1
Coding region: 1-213 (70 amino acids)
Source: RefSeq, a predicted model, not a curated record
AUGCUCAGUUCAAUCUCGAAAUAUAUCAACACUUCGACAAUCCAAAAGUCGAGUUCUCAAUUGAAAGGCUCAAUCAAACCCUUACUGAUAUCUAAAACUUUAUCAAACUAUUGGUUAAAUGAUCUAUUACCAAAUGAUCAUUCAAGAGUCGCAUCAAUCUCCAAACAUGAACCAGCUACUUCGAAUCCAGCAAAUUUCAAAUCAAACAAUUAA